CGUGUGUAGAGCGUUUGUAAAUCAACGGUGUGACCAUGUCCGAAACUGCGCCCGCUGUUGCAGUGACAGCAGCUGCUGCAGCAGCUCCUGUUCCAGCUUCAAAAGCUCCAGCUAAAAAGCCGAGGAAGGCGGCUGGAGGAGCCAAAGCCCGGAAGGCCGCGGGUCCCAGCGUGACCGAGCUGAUCACCAAGGCGGUGUCCGCUUCCAAGGAGCGCAAAGGGGUGUCGUUGGCCGCUCUUAAGAAGUCUCUGGCAGCCGGAGGGUACGAUGUGGAGAAGAACAACAGCCGCAUCAAGCUGGGGCUCAAGAGUCUGGUGAACAAGGGCACUUUAGUUCAUACUAAGGGUAUCGGUGCCUCGGGCUCUUUUAAGCUCAGCAAGAAGCCUGGUGAGACCAAGGAAAAGGCACCCAAGAAAAAGCCAGCGGCAAAGCCUAAGAAACCAGCUGCCAAGAAGCCCGCCACUGCCGCCAAGAAACCCAAAAAGGCUGCGGCCGUGAAAAAGAGCCCGAAAAAAGUCAAGAAACCAGCUGCAGCGGCCAAAAAAACUGCCAAGAGCCCGAAAAAGGUGAAAGCCGCCAAGCCUAAGAAGGCAGCCAAGAGCCCGGCUAAGGCCAAAGCGGUGAAGCCCAAGGCUGUCAAGCCCAAGCCGACGAAACCCAAAACAGUGAAGGCUAAGAGGGCCGCGCCUAAGAAGAAGUGAAAUGACGGGGAUUCAGUGUUACAUAGACUUUCCUUCGCCCAUUCGGGGUGGGCGAUCUUGAGAAAUCGACAGAUUACCUCCCAGGGAUUUUUAUUUGGUUUCCAGUCAGAUUCAUCGGUUGUUUAUAUAUUUAUAUUUAUAUUGUUUCGCAACGGCAAAAAUAACCUGUAAAGGAAGAUGUGUGUGUGUGUGUGUGUGUACAAUUUCUUAUUUUGUUAAUCCAAAACAACUCUGGUAAAUAUCCUAAUGCACUUUCUAAA
Molecule: messenger RNA, 961 nt
Organism: Emys orbicularis (European pond turtle)
Lineage: Eukaryota; Metazoa; Chordata; Testudines; Emydidae
Product: histone H1-like
Exons: 2
Coding region: 36-701 (221 amino acids)
Biological process (GO): nucleosome assembly
Cellular component (GO): nucleosome
Molecular function (GO): structural constituent of chromatin; DNA binding
Source: RefSeq, a predicted model, not a curated record